AUGCAAUCUGCUUGUUGUAAUUGUCUUGCUGAACUUUCCUGUGAUUAUACAAAUGGCCAAAUAAUAAUUGAACGAAAUGGUAUUUACAUAUUAGCAAUGCUUCUUUUCCCCGAGAAUGAAGAGUCUCUACGAUUAGAAAAAUAUAAUCAUUUACAACGUAAUGUGUUUAAAACAUUAAGAUUUCUAUUUUCAUUAAAUAAAAAAAAUGAUCAAUAUCAAUUCAAGCGAUUAUUUCCUACACAAAUAUUUGAAUUGUUUGUUGGCAUUGGUAAUUUUCAACGGGAACCUCAUACAUACAAUGAUAUAACGAAUGCUUGGAAUUCCAUUAAUAUUGAUGAAUUAACAAGGAUAAAAAAUGAACGCCUCCAAUCGAUUAAUCCAAAGCAAGAUCCAACACGAUUUAUUCGAGAUUAUGGAGUUUACGAAUGUUUAGGAUCAGGUGCCUUCGGUUCUGUUUAUCGCGUAGCUCAACGAGGUUCAACAACAAUGUACGCCCUUAAAGAGAUCGACAAUCGUUCACUUGGACUAAAUGCAGAUCGUAGUUUAGGUAAAAUGAUAAAUGAAGUGAAUAUCAUUCGUGAAGAACUCCGACAUCCCAAUAUUGUUAAUUAUUAUCAAAUAUUUGCUGAAAAUGAUAAACUAUAUAUUAAAAUGGAAUUAAUUGCUGGUUCAUCCCUACAAGAUCAUUUAUCAUUAGUUAAAGAUACAAACCGGAAAAUGUCGGAAGAUAACAUAUGGCGAGUUCUUAUUCAGCUUAUACUUGCAUUAAGAUAUAUACAUAAAGAAAAAGGAAUUGCUCAUCGAGAUUUAACAGCAAAUAAUAUUAUGUUAGAUGAUGAAUAUAGAGUUAAAAUUACUGAUUUUGGUUUGGCUAAAUUACGUAAUAGUGAUUGCAGUAAAAUGACAUCCGUUGUUGGUACAAUGUAUUACGCUUGUCCAGAAAUUAUUCAACAUAUGAAAUAUAAUGAAAAAGCUGAUGUGUGGAGUUUAGGUUGCGUACUUUAUCAUAUGGUAGCAUUAGUACCACCAUUUUAUACGUCAAAUAUUUUACUACUUGCUGGUAAAAUAUGCGCAGGCGAAUAUGAUCAUACACCACUUCAAUACUAUUCGGAGAGUAUUCGACAAAUUAUAUUUGAAUGUUUAACUGUGGAUCCGUCGAAUCGUCCAGAUAUAGUUGGUGUUGCAAAGUUAUGUACAGAACAAUUAAUGUUAUAUACUGAUCGUUCAUGUGCAACAAUACAAUCAUUGAAAAAACGUUUAAGACAAUGUGAACUUUAUUAUCUUAAACAGCAAUCACAAUCGCAAUCACAACAACAAUCACUACAUCAUCAACGAUGUUUAAGUUGUUCGAGUGCAAAAGAAUCGUUCAUCAGUAAUAGCGGUGGAAUGGCAGAUGUUAGCAUUGAUGGAGCAGAUGCACAACAGGAAACACUUAAACCAGAUACAUUUACUAUGGCGUCUGACAGUGAAACAAUUGAUAAUUCAACAAAUAAUAUUAUUCCACAACCGCCAAGUACUGCAACAAAACCGAAUAAUAUUCGACGCCAACCAAAUCGAAUUAAUUCUGAACCAUUAUCAUCUUCUAACGAAACUGCAAUAUGUAUAGCUCGAUCGCCGGAAUCAUCAAACAUAUCAUUCGAAAGUGGCUAUGAUAGUAAUAACAUAGCACAAGUUGUUCAUAAUUCUCUUAAUUCAUUAAAUAUGGAACGCAAACCUAGUGGUGCUAUAAAUCGUUCACGACCAUCAUCAGCCACUGGUUCAAUAAGUAUAUCAUAUGCAAGACUUCGACCAACGGAUCCGAUAAGUCAACUAUUAGAUAUCGUCCAUAAAAUAGUUUAUAUAUCUUAUGUCCCAUCAAAUAAAAUUAAUCAUAAAUAUCGUCGUCUAAUUGAUCGUUAUAGAGGUUAUUUAUUUUCGAAAGGUUCAUCACAAAAUUUGAAAAGUGAAUUAUCAAAAUUAUCAACACAUUCAAGUGAUGGUAUUGAAUUUGAUAUUGGUUUUGGUCGACAGAUGAUUGGUUUACAAUCAUUAACAAGUUCAUCACGAUCAUCAUCAACAAGUUUAUUAAAUCUUAAUGCUGUUGAUUUAACCAUUCCGGAAAGUGAUGGAUCUGUGACCUAUGAACAAAUGAUGUCAUAUAUUGAUCAAGUUCUUCGUGAAACAGAUUAUUAUAAAGACACAACUAUACCUGUAUCACCUAGUGAAUCGCUUCCACCGACCGUCCAAAGAAAUCCGCGGCCACCAGCUGGCAAAAAAUGA
Rotaria socialis is the source of this 2259-nucleotide messenger RNA. The record is from the annotation of a GenBank genome assembly. NCBI's taxonomy places the organism in Eukaryota, Metazoa, Rotifera, Eurotatoria, Philodinida, Philodinidae.